CGUCCUUGUGCGUCAUUUCCGUUGUCAGGUGGUGCUGUCGCUGUGGAAAGAUGCGAUCAGCGAGAAGCGGAGGCUUUUCCUUAAUUGCUCAUUUCAGUAAUAGAGGCUAAACAACGCGAAACUCAAACCUCCGAGGCUUCUCCCGUCCCAGAGAGAAGCUCCGCGCACGCAGCACAGCGCUCGCCUGAGAAAUGUUGAUAUUUUAAGGGGACAACGCAGAUCUUAGCCGGCGGUUUUGGCUUUGAGAGCUCCAGCAUGUCCAAACGGCGCUCGUCAGAGAGGGGGGCUGGAGAGACAUCGGGCCGGGCCAGCAAGCUGCAGUGUCCUGGGAUCUCUGGCAGUAACGCCAAGAGAGCCGGCCCCUUCAUCCUCGGACCUCGUCUGGGCAACUCACCAGUACCGAGCAUAGUCCAGUGUUUGGCCAGGAAAGAUGGCACCGAUGACUUCUACCAGCUCAAAAUCCUGACGCUGGAGGAGCGAGUGGACUCUGCCGGGGAGACCCAGGAGGAGAGGCAGGGGAAGAUGCUGUUGCAUACAGAGUACUCUCUCCUUUCCCUGCUGCACAACCAGGAUGGAGUGGUCCACCAUCACGGCCUCUUCCAGGAUCGCGCCUACGAAAUAGUGGAGGACAUGGAGGCCAACAAAGUCCGUAAGAUGAAGAAGCGGAUCUGCCUCGUGCUGGACUGCCUUUGCGCUCACGACUUCAGCGACAAGACCGCAGAUCUAAUAAACCUCCAGCAUUACGUUAUAAAGGAGAAGCGACUGAGCGAGCGCGAAGCUAUCGUCAUUUUCUACGAUGUUGUUCGUGUGGUGGAGGCCCUUCAUAAGAAAAACAUUGUGCACAGAGACCUCAAGCUGGGAAACAUGGUGCUGAACAAACGGACGCACCGCAUCACCAUCACUAACUUCUGCCUGGGAAAGCACCUGGUGAGCGAGGAUGACCUGCUGAAAGACCAGAGAGGCAGCCCAGCAUACAUUAGCCCCGAUGUUUUAAGUGGUCGCCCGUACCGCGGUAAGCCCAGCGACAUGUGGGCCCUCGGUGUCGUCCUGUUCACCAUGCUGUAUGGCCAGUUCCCUUUCUAUGACAGCAUACCUCAAGAACUCUUCCGCAAAAUCAAGGCUGCAGAGUACUCUAUUCCAGAAGACGGUCGUGUGUCUGAGAACACGGUGUGCCUCAUUCGAAAGCUGCUGGUGCUGGACCCUCAGCAGAGGCUGGCUGCAGGAGAAGUGCUGGAGUCACUCAGUGCCAUUAUUGCUUCAUGGCAGUCUGUUUCAUCGAUGAGUGGCCCCCUACAGGUGGUUCCGGAUAUUGACGAUCAGGUCAAUAACCAAGAACAUCUGCAGGAGGCCAAGGCGAUCGAAGAGUCUUCACAGUAUGAAUUUGAGAACUACAUGCGCCAGCAGCUGCUGCUGGCUGAAGAGAAGAACACUAUUCACGAAGCCAAGAGCUUUCUCACCAAGCGGCAAUUUGGCAACAUCCCGCCUGUCAGGCGUCUGGGUCACGACGCCCAACCCGUCAGUCCAUUCGACGCCACUGCCCUGGCCCAACGAUUUCUCCGGAAAUAACCCUCAAGCGCCCUCUCCAGCCUCCCUGGAAACUAAACGCACCCACGGAGACCAGAGAGGACCUGGGCGAAAAAGCACCCAAAACUGAACUGGCACACAGGAGGGACCUGUCUGAGCUGGCAAAGCGGACAGACGCACGUUUGGGUUUUAGUAAGCUAAGUGGAGCCGACGCAACGCCAGGUACCCCGAAAAGAUUCCCACCUCAGAGCUUCACCUCCCCAGUCUGGAUCCUCUCUGAAACACGGAAAAGCCUGGACAAAACUCCCGACUCAAAGGUUCUUUGCCUACUCGUGGCCCACAGUCACUGUGCAACAAACCCGUCAGCGUGGUCCGUCACAGUGCUGAUGAGGUUCUGCCUGCAGUGUUGAAGAAACUAUUAACCCCAUGCUUCUCUUCCUCGCGCCUCUAAAACUUCCCCAUCCAUUCUGGCUUCCCUGAGCAAUACAGGUCCAGAAUCAUGUAGCAGCCGCCCUCUCCCCCACAGUGGUUAGUCCGAUCACCUAAUCACAGAUGUCAUUCACAUAUACCUCCAUGCCACCUUCCCCCGUCUCUCGCUCUUGUCUUUGUUUCCUGUGUCGUCCUAUCCGUACCGCCGACUUCAAAUCAAUCUACCUCUCUGUCUCUGUCUGUCUGUUUCCAAGCCGCGCUCACAGCUCCGAGACGAGGGGAUCGCAAACAACCGAGUCUCGACCCACCAGUGACAUAAAGCAUUAACGUUUUUCAGUUGGAGUGAAACUGCUUUGAAACCGUUUAGGCGGGUUCUAAAAAUCUGAAUAAGCUUUGUAUGAUUUAGCUGAAUAAGUAGCAUUUUUAUCUCAGUAGUUUCAUUGAAGAAAGAUUUGAAAUAUCAAAGCUCACGUUGAAAAUCUGCGCUCUGCGUUGUCUCUCCUGCUUCUCGCUCAUCCCUGUGGAGAUCUCUUUUUAGCACCUCGGCAGCUAUCGUGAGGUACCUGGGAGUCCACAUGCCAAGAACUAAAUGAGGCCAAGUUAUACUGACGAUGGUUACUCUUCCUUAGUGCCGCUACGACGACGCUCGGGCACGGUCACGUUUCCAUUGCCAAAACAAAUCCUGUCUUAAAUUUCUUCUUAGCCAA
Messenger RNA from Fundulus heteroclitus (mummichog), 2660 nucleotides. RefSeq names its product serine/threonine kinase 40 (gene stk40). Gene Ontology annotation, biological process: protein phosphorylation. The transcript has 11 exons. Lineage: Eukaryota; Metazoa; Chordata; Actinopteri; Cyprinodontiformes; Fundulidae. Gene Ontology annotation, molecular function: ATP binding; protein kinase activity. The record is from RefSeq and is a predicted model, not a curated record. The coding region runs from base 256 to 1566 and encodes 436 amino acids.